AUGUUAUCUUUGCAGAAAGCAAACAAAGGGGAUAGUGGAUUGAGCGACUAUCGAACUAGCAGCACUACUUGGAUUGACCCCUCCAAAGACUUGAGUGCUGCUGGUAAGGUGUGCAUGAAGAUCCGAGGAUGUGCGAAGCUCAUAACGGGAAUCGUAGAUUUUGAACGGCUUGCCACGUCAGAGCUCCAGCUGGUGAAAUACGACGUGGGCCAGGAGUACAAAGCUCAUUAUGACGGCCGCAUGCUGCCAGAUGGCACGCUUGAAGCUCGUGGGACAUUCCUUGUGUACCUGAAUGAUGGCUUCGAGGGUGGGGAGACGUACUUUCCAAACGUAGGCAUCAAGGUGAAGCCAGAGAGAGGGAAAGCUAUUCUCUG
This is a messenger RNA of Closterium sp. Naga37s-1, 374 nucleotides long. Lineage: Eukaryota; Viridiplantae; Streptophyta; Zygnematophyceae; Desmidiales; Closteriaceae. The record is from the annotation of a GenBank genome assembly.